Molecule: messenger RNA, 6257 nt
Organism: Cololabis saira (Pacific saury)
Lineage: Eukaryota; Metazoa; Chordata; Actinopteri; Beloniformes; Belonidae
Exons: 11
Coding region: 310-1968 (552 amino acids)
Biological process (GO): actin cytoskeleton organization; positive regulation of Arp2/3 complex-mediated actin nucleation
Cellular component (GO): cytoskeleton
Molecular function (GO): Arp2/3 complex binding; actin binding; protein kinase A regulatory subunit binding
Source: RefSeq, a predicted model, not a curated record
CUUUGCUGCUCAUCAGCUCGACGGACGCUGCCUUGGAAAUGACAUAAAUCCAGUCCGUGCAGCUGGGCUGAGCAGGGACCUACAUUUCCUCACUUCAAAAAGGCGUCCGCCCCUCUGCUCCUCUUCUUCUCCAUCCUUUCCUCCAUCCGUCCAUCCUUCCAUUUAUCCAUCCAUCCAGCCAGCUCUGAGCUGCGGGCAUGGAUGAUCCGAAAUGAGGCUUAAAUCCGGAGAGAAGGAACGGAGAGGAUCACUGAAAUAAAGGAGGGAGAGAGAUAGAAGGAAGGUGACGGGAAUCAGCCGUAGAGCAGGAUGCCGUUGGUGAAGAGGAACAUUGAGCCACGGCAUUUGUGCCGUGGGGCGCUGCCGGACGGGGUGACCAGUGAGCUGGAGUGUGUCACUAACAGCACACUAGCAGCCAUCAUCAAACAGCUGGGCAGUCUGAGUCGCCAUGCGGAGGACAUUUUUGGAGAACUGUUCAAUGAAGCCAACAGCUUCUACCUGAGGAUGAGCAGCCUGCAGGAGAGAGUGGACCAGCUGGCUGUGAAAGUUACUCAGCUCGACUCAACCGUGGAGGAAGUCUCCCUGCAGGAUAUCAACAUGAGAAAGGCCUUUAAGAGCAGCACAAUCCAGGACCAGCAGGUAGUGUCCAGGACCUCUGUGCCAAACCCCGUGGUUGAGAUGUACCACCGCUGCGACAAGCCCCCGCCGCUCAACAUCCUCAGCCCCUACAGGGAUGACAAAAAGGAUGCGCUCAAGUUCUACACCGACCCCUCGUACUUCUUCAACCUGUGGAAAGAGAAGAUGCUGCAGGCCACCGAGGACAAGCGCAAGGAAAAGAGGCGGCAGAAGGGCUGUCCGGCCCACCCUGACAGGCCCCACUCCAGACAGGCCCCACCCAGGAGCCCCCUGUCCAUCUCUGAGCAGCAAAAGCAGGUUGAAGAUCCGAGCAGAGAAGUGAAGAAGGUGCGUAAGGCUCGUAAUCGGCGCCAGGAGUGGAACGUCUUGGCCUAUGACAAAGAGUUCAGACCGGACGCCAGGCUCACCCCGUCUCCUUACCACGGCAUGUCCUCUGAAGGGUCCCUGUCCCCUGAUAGCAGAUCCAUGGCGUCUGACUCCUACCCUGCCAGCCCCAACCACCCCUCCACCCAGGCCCCCAGUGCGGCCCACCCCCCCGACCACCAUGCCAGGGAUCACCUGGGCCCCGCGGCCCAGACCCAGUCCCUGGACCGGGGCCUCCGGCCCGCCAACCAGCCCCCAGGGGCCACCGGGGCCCCGGGCCGGCACGUGGCUUCUCUGGGCCGGACCCCGUCGGGACACGGGGGCCCGGCCGGAGGAGACCCAACGGUUAACGGACCCAGGCAGCAGUCCAUUAAAGACUACCGGGCUGGACACAGCCAACCCUCCACCAUCCCAGAGUACUACAUCCCCCCGGCCCCUCCCCCGCCGCCCCCGACCAUCCCUUCUGCCCAGACCGCCUUCGACUCGGCGGCCGCCCCGCCCUCGGCGGCGGCGGCGGCGGCGGUCCCCCCCGCCUCCUCCGCCCUGUCCUGCCCUUACUCCCCCUCCCCUCCUCCCCCCCCAGCCAACUACGUGCCCUCUCCGGCCCACCCGCCUUCAGGCGCGCCCCCGGCCGCCCCCCCGCCGCCGCCCCCGGGGGUCCCCGCGGGAUACCAGGCCCACCCCUCCCCGCCGCACGCCGCCGUGGGCCAGACCGCCGUGGACGCGGCGCCCUCCGCUCGGAAGUCCACCAUGAUGGGGAUGAUCCCCAUGAGCGACGCCCGCUCCGACCUGCUGGCCGCCAUCCGUAGGGGGAUCCAGCUGAGGAAAGUGCAGGAGCAGAGGGAGCAGGAGGCCAAGCGGGAGCCCGUCGGCAACGACGUGGCCACCAUCCUCUCGCGCCGCAUCGCGGUGGAGUACAGCGAGUCCGACGACGACUCCGAGCUCGACGAGAACGAGUGGUCCGACUAAAACAAUCGACAGAUUGAGAUGAGAAUGGAGAUGAGAGGGCUGGGUGGGUGGAGUCAAAAACAUACGGCAUGGAAAGAAUAUGUCACUGACACGGAAACGAAAGGAUCGGGCUUGUUUGAAUGUUACUUAACAUUUUACCGUAAAAAGUUCCACAAAAUCAAUUACGCAUUCACUUUCACUGCCUGUUGCAUCUUCUGUAAACGCUGAGCGACAGGUUGAUAAGUUGGCACGGUUGCCCCUGACAACAUCUACUCUUACACUAAAAACCCCAGAGGUUUUGUGUCUCUCCACCCAGGGUGUACAGCACAACACGCGAGCGAUCCACCUCAGCAGCCUCUCGCCUCCAUCUGCUCAUUUACCACCGCAAACACCGAGGUGUGAAACUCCAACCCGCCGACUUCUCCCUCCUGACACAUGCGAGCGGUAAUUAUUAGCAAUAUCAAAAGGCCUCUCACGUAGUGAGCCCCGAGUGAGUAUGAGUGAGUAUUGUGUUUACAAAACACAUGAUAGAGCACAAGAAAGACUAAUAAUAGUGCAAUCGUCACGUAUCUGCCAAAUGUUGAGAAAUAAAUUGUGAAAGCAAGUCAGGAUAAUCAGGGAAAAUAUUAGCUUAUUAACAGAUUACUGUGCUUUUCCGGGUCGUGCCUGGUUGCUAAACGCACGCUCUCACUUAGCCACGCCAGCCUUUUGGGAGUUUGGCCCACUGGUCACCAACGUCAUGAACUUCGGCUGCUGUGAAUGCUUAAAAUGUGGAAGUUGUUAAAUCUCUAUUUCUGUAGUGCUGCCUUAAAAGAUUCUUUUAAGGAUAAAAUGGUUAAAAUUGCUUUUUGGAUAUGCUUCACAAUGAGAUCCCGCGUUCAAGUAUCUUAGUUUACAGAGAUAUAAUCAGGCUUUUUUUUCUUCUUUCAUGAACUUAAUUUUGCUUCAUAAUAAAAAAAGAAGUUGGUUUGAUGUUACGUUGUUGUAUAUUAAAGAGCCCAUAUUACAUUCCUACACAAGUUCAUCAUUUUAUUUUUUCUGAAAUGGGUUCACAGAUUUUUAAAGUAAAAAUUGCUGCAGCACUUACCAUUUUCCUUUUUAUCUGAGUGAACUUUUAUUAUGUUAAAAGAUGGAUAUGGAUGAGUAAAGCAAGAAAACCUUGACGACAAUCCAGGUUGUUAAGCGGCGAGCAGUUGGCGUCUUCAGCGGCGUGACUUUACAGAGCUUUAAAUGCACCAAGAAGCUAGAUGACAUUGAAAAUCUUGAAAAAAAAAAUACACAUAAUGCAUAAUAUGGCCUUGUUAAAAGGAUUUUUGAAUCGUUUGUAACCAUGAUGCAGCAGGAAGGACACGCAGCGAGAUGGGUAAUAUUGUCGGUAACAUGCUCAGUAAGCCAAACUCUCAAAAUCCGGGUGUCGUUCUUGAACUUACAUUUAAAUGAUUGUGGUAUCUUGUACUUCUCCCUUUGAGGUAGUGUAGUAAAACUGUGAUUAAAAGAUGGCUCCCGCCCAGAACUGUGCUGGCUUGGGGAACCAAGCACCACCAGCUUUGGUGACGUUAAACUCAUCAACCCGCCGCCAUCUCUCUGCAUCGAGCAGCAGGGCGAGCCAAUGAGCUUAUGCUGAUAUCAUUAUUGUUUUUCUUCUUUUUUUAGUUCUUGAUCUUUUGCCGUCAUUCCUAACUCGAAGCUUAACAUUUCAGCAAGUGACUGUGUGCUGUGAUCUUCUAUAAAGGCUUUUACACUCGAGCACAACCGGUGUGGCGCUCAGAGCUGAUGGUCCUGAGCCGGUGGGUCAGAGGUCACGUUCAGGGACACUGGCCCAACGCUGCGCUCUGCAGAAGCUUUGUCAACUAUAAAUACACGUGUACGAGACUUGCAACGGUUAAUAUAAAGUAUAUUAUUUCUCAGCUCCUUUCAGCGCACGUUUGCCUAAUCCUCCGUGCAAACAGGUUGGACUGUAGUGUUUUUAUAAUGUAAUUUUCCUUUUUAUUUUAUUUUUUAAACGUGGUGCGGUGAGGUGUUCGCUUUAUUUUAGACAUGCCAGAUGAACGAGAUUAAUCUGUGUCAGAGAAGCCGGUUUUUAAAAAAAACGAGCCAAACUAUAAAGAAAGCAAAUUUAUACCCCCGAGACCAUUCAAUGGCGAGUUCUUACAUGUUAUUGGUGUUUUAAGUUUCCGGCAAGAUUCUGUGGUUCUUAUCGUUGCUGCAAUGUACUGCAGAGCAUUGUGGGAAGUGGUGUGCUACUCAUGGAUUGGGUUAAGCAGCUGCAAUCAUCCACCUGAACUUUUCCUGUGAAGUACCCUCCACACAGUAAUUUGUCAGCCACCAGACCAGGUAUCCUCCACUGAGAAGUGGAAGUGGAGCCAUUCACUACAUUUAGAGCACUAUAUUGACAUCCUGCUGCUGAUUUAAAUAUUUAUAAUAAAUUCAGUCUUGAAAUCGGACCCUUUUGAGCCUACAAUGGAUAUAACUGUACAUGUAUGAACCUGAAAAAGAAAGUUCAUCCUCCGUCAGUUCUGCGGUUUACGUAGCAAGACAUGAAAAAAAGAUAUUUAAAAUGAAAAAUUAAAGAAUUUCUUGAAAGGAAUUAAUAAAGUUACCAUUUUCAAUAGUCAAAGUUUUCAAUUUAAUAAUAAAAAAGUAUCUUGUCAUGACCACAUCUAAAAAGUUAGGUAAAGCCAAGCUUAGAUGAACAACCACACACACUUGACCCGAUGACCGCAGGGGGCCCAGGUUACAUGACUGCAAAAGAGGCCCCUGUCAUCAUCCCCCCACCACCGUGCUUGACAGUUGGCAUGAAGCGUUUGCGCUAAUGUGCUGUUGGGUUUCAGCCAGACCUGGUCCUUCACGUUCUUGCCAGGAAUCUCCACCCUGAUCUUCUCUGUCCAAAGUUGCCACCUUCUUUUUAGAGACAAACUUGUUGAGUCAUUUUCUUAUUUUACUUGCAUGAACUAUAACGUUCAACAUGCUAACCGAGGCUAACCCUAGCUCCUGGGCUUUUCUGAGAAUUACGUCAUCCGACUUUGGGAUUAAGUUGCUGAAUCAGCCACUCAUGGAAACAUCGGAAUCUGUUUUCUAGUCGUGAAUAAUCAUUCGCACAAUUGGAUGAUAAAUUCCUCCAGUGGUUAGUUGUGUGAAAGACAAUAUGACUGUGUUGUUCUUCAUCAAUAAGCUUUCAUUUACUCAAAUGAACAAGAUUUAUUUACAUUAUGAUUAUUAUUAUUAUUUUAUAAUGUCUUGGUACACAAAAAACUAUUGAUUGAAGGACGUACUUUCUUUUUCAUGUGACUACAGACGUUUCUCACCUGGACAUUAUUCUUACUGAAGAUAAGACUAAAGAUGAAGAAAAAGACAUGUGACAUAUCUAUGGCUGUUUCCCAGUUAGGUGUCCCACAGGUUUGAAGACUUUGUUGUCGUGUCGCUUUGUAACAGAUGCCACGGUUAUGGGUAGCGCUCAAAAGCAGUUAUUUUGUCCUUGUAAAUAAAGAAGUGGAGGAUGUCACAGACUCUUGCAGCAGCAGCGCUCUGAUGCCGAUGUGGGACUCAGAUCCGUGCUAGACGUAGGAAUGAUGGCAGAUUUUUUUGGUAAUCCUUCCUGAUAGUUUGGAUGAGGGUUGUAGAACUGUGCCAAGACCUGAACUUGUAGACAUUGUUGUUGCAGUAACAAAAAGCACAUGAAGAGCUGGUGUGGGUUUGCCAGAGUUAGGUGAUAUUUCAAAAAAAAAAAAAAAAAAAAGAAGGCGGCGGCAAAGAAAAAAAGAUUUUUAUUGUAACAUAGGAGUUUGAAGCAUAAAACCUGCUACAAUGUCCUAAAUAUGACCCAGGCGUGAUUGUUUAUUCUGUGGUUGUGUCGUCGCACAGAACCCACAGAUACACACAUAUCUAUAACCACUCGACAUCUGUGGAUCAAACAGUCAGCACCCGCGUGAAGAAAAAGAAAACGGCUACUUUCCAUCUUCUAUGAUGUCAAAGCUUCUGCUCGUGGAGGUUUUUGUUGUUUGAAACGCUCAACCACGGACACAACUCAAAGUUUUGCAUUUCUGAACGUGGAAAGCAGACGAACCGACGGGGGCGAUUUCUCAACAACCCCCUCACCCCACCUCGUGUAUCUCUGGCUUCUGGCUUGUAAUAAAAUGUCAAGUGUUGAAAAUGUGAGAAAUGAAUCUUGUUGUAUAGACUUUUGGUAAGGCCGCUUGUAAAAUGAAAUCCAUCUGGUUGAAUAUAACCUAGACGAGGAAUCAAAGUUAAACUGUAUCGCGCACCAAAAUAAUCUGUAAGCAAGUAUGCAUGUAACUAUAGACAAUAAAUGG